AUGGGCGGGAGAAAGGGCAAAGCACCCCAGUGCCUGGAGGGACCCAAGAAGCUGGCCGCAGGGGAGCAGAAGCCGGGGUCAGCCAGUGCAGAAGGCUUGCCCAGCGGGGAACCCCAACAAGGCCGCAGAAAGGCCCGGGGAGCAAGACCGGAAACGGAGCCCGUCACCAUGGGAGGCCAGGGGACCCUAGGUGGCCGCAGGAAGCCCAAGGGAGAGAGGAACAGCGGUAGCAGACGGCCAGCGGCUGGGCCUCCACCCGCCCAGGGAAGACAAGGAAGCACGCGGCGUGGGGGAUGUGAGCCUAAUAGCCGCGAGCCUGGGGACAGCCGUGCGGGGCGCCAGAAGGAAGACAGUCUCCCUGGAGGAGAAGGGAAGACAGGCAAGCGCAGCCGCCUCAAGAGGAGAGGAAAAGGGCAGGGACCCUCGGCUCCGACCCUCGAUGGGGACACGUCGGGCGGAGACCUGGGCAGCUCCUGCCCGGACAGCGAAGCCCACGAGGCCCAGGAGAGCGGCAGCCAGAGCGGCGGGGAUCCGGAGCUGUGGCCCAAUUGGGAGCAAAAGGACACGGGAUCGGGAGGCACCCGGACUGGGUCGGAGUCAGCUCUGGAGCCAGGCGAGCUCCCGAGCAGCGAUGGCCAGAGCAGAGACGAGCCCUCCGCAGGUCCCCGGAGCCUGGAAGGGUCGUCAGAGACAGGGACCCAGGGAGCGACCGAGGAUUCCGGGGCAGACACGGACUCGGGUCCGGAGGAGCCCGGGCCUGGACGGGGCCCACGGGCGGCCCCAGGAUUGGCGAGCACGGACAAGGAAGCCCAAGAGGCUAAGCUGGACAGAAAAGCCACAGCCUCUGGCCCCCUCGAGGGCAACCGCACGUGCGUCCCCCAGAGCUCGCGGGCUGCUCAGGACCCCAAGCCGACCCAGGACACGAGUGACAAGGAGGUGCAGCGGGAGGCGGGGCCGGGGGGCGCCGAGACAGGGCUGGGAGGGCGGCCGAGGGCUCCCCCUGGCUGCAGCUCGAGCUCCUCGCAGGCUGCGAAGAUCCCAGCCCGCAACGACCCUUCUGAGGACGAGGACCCCACUCCGGAUCCCAAGUUCGCGGUCGUGUUCCCCAGGAUCCACAGGGUGGGGAGGGUGGCGAGCAGCCGGAGCUCAGAGGAGGCGUCUGCUGAUGCCCCCGCCGGGGAGAACUGCGUUUGGCCUUAUGCAGGGGCCUCAAGGGACAGUGAAGGUCUUGGGGCAAGUGGAGAAGGGGGGGCCCAGCCUCGCCGCAGCUCUCUCCUGACCCCGAAUCCCCCUGACGGGCCCCCACUCGACGAGAGCAGAUGUAGCAGCGAAGCGGAGCCGGAGACAUUGGAAGCCGAGGCUCCAGUUCACUGGGCGCAGGGCUCGGACACCCGUGAGGACCCUGAGCUUGGCACCCACAUACUGCUGCCCCAACUCGCCUUGGAGAGGAGCCAGAGCCCCUGCGGGUCCCAGAGGGAGCGGUGGGAGCCAGAGGAUGAGGCCGAGGCGGCGCUGGAGAGGGACCUGGAGCUGAGCCUUGGGCCAGGCCUGGAGGUGCCGUCCUUCCCCGGUGCCGCGGGCAGGAGCCUCGGGGACGUCCUGGAAGACACCGAGGACCUGGCCAGGCUGCGACUGGUGUGUGACAGCUCCAUGCUGCUGUGCCUCAAGAAGAGGUUUCACCUGGGCCGAAUCUACACCUUUGGGGGGCCCCUCCUGCUCGCUCUAAACCCCUACCAGGACCUGCCUCUCUUCUCACCUGAGGUCAUGGCCAGCUACUACCCUAGGAAGGCCCCCAACACGACCCCACACAUCUUUGCCAUCGUGGCAUCAGCCUAUAGCCUGUCUCAGAGCACUGGCCAGGGCAUAUGCAUUCUCCUCAGGUGAGCGACCCUACCAGCCCCUCCCUCCUGCAGUGGGCACAGUGGCUCAGGGAAGACAGAAGCUGCCAAAAAGAUGGUGCCGUUCUUACACAGCCUGGCACAGGAGCAGACCAGGGACAGAGGAUGUCAGCUGGAUGAUGUCCUGCCCCUGCUCGGCAGCUUCGGCCACGCCAAGACAAUCCUCAAUGCCAACGCCAGCCGCUUCGGCCAGGUCUCAUGCCUCUACCUGCAGCACGGGGUCAUCGUGGGAGCUUCUGUGUCACAUUAUCUCCUUGAGACCUCGAGGGUGGUAUUUCAGGGCCGGGCCUGCAGGCUCCCAGGCAAGGAGGAUGCCCAGGACUUUGCGAGACUGGUGAAGGCCCUACAGGCACUGGGCUUGUGCCCCGAGGAGUUGACCGCAGUCUGGGCCUUGCUAGCCACCACCCUGCACCUGGGCAACAUCUGCUUCUCCUCAUCGGAGAGGGAGUCCCAGGAGGUGGCUGCCGUGUCCGGCUGGGCCGAGAUCCACAAGGCGGCAUGGCUGCUGCGGGUGCCACCUGAGCGCCUGGAGGGGGCUGUCACCAGAAGGGUCAUGGAGACGCCCUAUGGCCGGGCCUCGAGAUCCCUCCCUGUGGAAGGCGCCAUUGAUGCCAGGGACGCCCUGGCCAAGGCCCUGUACUCCCGGCUCUUCACCUGGCUGCUGAUGAGAACCAACACUCGGCUGGCACCACCUGGGGAGGGAGGCAGCAUGGACACCGUCACUUUUGUGGAUGUCUACGGCUUUGAGGCACUGAGGGUGAAUGGCCUGGAGCAACUGUGCAACAACCUUGCCAGCGAGCGCCUGCAGCUCCUCUCCAUCCAGAUGCUGCUCGCCCAGGAGGAGGAGGAGUGUCGGCGGGAAUCGCUGCCCUGGGUGCCUAUCCCCCAGCCUCCGAGGGAUUCCUGCCUGGGCCUUCUGGUAGACCAGCCCCACAGCCUCCUGAGUAUUUUGGAUGCCCAGACGUGGCUGUCCCAGGCCACAGACCACACCUUCCUCCAGAAGUGCCACUAUCACCAUGGCGAUCACCCGUGCUACACCAAGCCCCAGCUGCCCCUUGCUAUCUUCACCGUGCAACAUUACGCGGGGACAGUCACCUACCAGGUUCACAAGUUUUUAAACAGAAAUCGUGACCACCUGGACCCUGCCGUGGUGGAAAUGCUUGCUCAGAGCCAGCUCCAGCUGGUGGGCAGCCUAUUCCGAGAAGCAGAGCCCGAGGCUGGGGGCGGGAGAGACAAACCCACAUUGGCCUCUCGCUUCCAGAAGUCCCUGGGGGACCUCCUAGCCAGGCUGGGCAGGAGCCAUGUCUACUUCAUCCACUGCCUCAACCCCAACCCCGGAAAGCUUCCGGGCCUCUUUGAUGUGGGACACGUGGCAGAGCAGCUGCGCCAGGCAGGCAUCCUGGAGGCCGUAUGUACCCGCAGUGCCAACUUCCCAGUGCGUGUCCCCUUCCAGGCCUUCCUGGCCAGGUUUAGGACCCUGGGGACAGAGGGGCAGGGAGAGCUCUCUGACAGGGAGAGGUGUGGCGCCAUCCUGAGCCAGGUGCUGGGGGCUGAGUCUCCCCUCUGUCACCUUGGAGCUACCCAGAUCCUGCUACAGGAGCCAGGCUGGCAGCAGCUGGAGCAGCACCGGGCCCAGCACCGUUCCCAGGCGCUGCUCACCCUGCACCGCGGCCUCCUCACCUGCAUCUCCCGCCAGCGCCUCCGCCUCCUGCCACGGAUUCAGGCCCGUGUGCGGGGGCUCCAGGCCAGGAAGCGAUACCUCCAGCGGCGGGCGGCCCUGGGACAGCUGAACACCAUUCUGCUGGUGACCCGGCCCCUUCUCUGGCGGCGGCGGAAACUGCAGCUUGGGCAUUGGCGUGGCUGGCACGGCAGCGGGGCCUCCAAGAACACGUCAAGCAUGGAGCUGGGGCGUCUGGAGAUCCCCGCCGAGCUGGCCGUCAUGCUGAGGACAGCAGAAGGCCGUCAGCACACCCUGGUCCAGAGGAUCACAGAGGCCUUGCCCCCGGAAGUUCCUGCCCAGACCAGCCUGACCCUCCCGCCUGAUAUUGACCAGUUCCCCUUCUCCAGCUUCAUGUCUACCGGCUUCCAGGAGCCAUCCUUGCCCAGUCCUGGGCAGCUGCUGGCCAAGCCCCUGACCCGGCUGGAUGGUGAGAACCCUCAGCUUGCCCUGGAUGUCAACAAGGUGAUGCUGCGGCUCCUGGGAGACGGGUCCCUGCUGGCCUGGCAGGAGCAGACCAUGGGCACGUACCUGGCGAAGCAGGGCCAGCGCCAGCCAGGGCUGCGGGAUGAGCUCUUCAGCCAGCUGGUGGCCCAGCUCUGGCGCAACCCAGAUGAGCAGCAGAGCCAGCGCGGCUGGGCCCUCAUGGCCGUCCUGCUUAGCGCCUUCCCCCCUCUCCCCACCCUGCAGAAGCCACUGCUCAAAUUUGUGUCCGACCAGGCCCCCACAGGCAUGGCCGCACUGUGCCAGCACAAGCUGCUGGGGGCUCUAGAGCAGACACAGCUGGCCCCUGAGGUCAUACGGGCCCAGCCGCCCACCCAGCUGGAGUGGACAGCCGGAUGGCGGCGGGGCCGAAUGGCACUGGACGUCUUCACUUUCAAUGAGGAACGCUUCUCCGCCGAGGUAGAGUCCUGGACCACGGGGGAACAAUUUGCAGGGUGGAUUCUGUGGAGCAGAGGCCUGGAGGGGCCCCCCCGUGGCUGGUCUGUGUCACUGCACUCCAGGGACUCCUGGCAGGACUUGGCUGGCUGCGACUUCGUGCUGGACCUGAUCGGCCAGACCGAGGACCUGGGGGACCCAGCUGGUCCCCACAGCUACCCCAUUGCUCCGCAAAGCUUAGCUGAGGAUAUCCCCCCUGCCCCUGGCGUCCAGGCCCCCUCGCUGCCCCCAGGUCCCCCUCCAGGUCCAGCCCCGCCACUGCCCGGCAGGAGCCACACAGGUGAGUCCCGGACCUCAGGGAACCUGGAUGGCUUCCUGGACCACCUCUUCAAGCCGGUCCUCUCCCCAGGCCUCAGCGAUCUAGAGCAAGUCUGGGCUCUGAAGAGCCGAAUGAAGGGAGGGGGCGCCAUCGGACCCAUGCAGCAGAGCAGCUACCCCAUGAUGUACCCAGGGAUGAUGCAGGUGCCUGGAUACCAGCCGGCCAUGAUGCCUCCACCCAUGCCCAUGAUGCCAGCCAUGGGCGCAAUCCCUGCCAUGCCAGCCAUGAUGGUGCCACCACAGCCGCAGCUGCAGCCUCUGAUUCCCAGCGUGGACGCGAGUCUGCUGGCGACUCAGCAGCAGAACUUCAUCAACCAGCAGGCGCUGAUCCUGGCCCAGCAGAUGACGGCCCAGGCCAUGAGCCUGUCUCUGGAGCAGCAGACACAGCAGCGCCGGCACCAGGCCCAAGCCCAGGCCCAAGCCCAGGCCCAAGCCCAGGCCCCUGGAGCUGCCUCCCGCACCCCAGCUCCAGCCAUCUCUCCCAAGCCCAAGAAAGCCCCGGCACCCCAAGAGGAGCCAGAGCGUGACCUGGAGUCAGUGGGGGCCCCCCUGGAGGAGACCUCACAGGGGGAACACAGGCCCCAGCGGCCCAAGAACUUCCAGCAGAAACGGGAUUAUUUCCAGCGGUUAGGACAACAGCAGAGCAAGGUGAAGAUGGUGAAGCCACCCACCAAGGUGCAGAUCCCCCAAGGGGAGGAGCAGGAGGAGGAGCAGGAAGAAGAGGAACCCCACACAGCGCCAGCACCGUCCCCUCCUCCAUCCCCCGUAGUGAAGAAGCCACUGACACUAGGUGGGGCCAAAGCUGCCAGGGAAGCUGAGGCUCAGCCGGCCCAGGAGGUAGGGUCUGGCGAUGGCCCCAGGCUGGCGCCGGCUCGGGUUGAAGGCAAAGUGCAGAACAAGCCCAGCAGAGAGAUCGGAAACAUCAUCCGCAUGUACCAGAGUCGCCCGGGCCCCGUGCCGGAGCCCGUGCAGCCAUUCAGGCCCCCCAAGACUUUCCUGAAGAAGAACAACCCUAAGGACGAGGCUCUGGCUAAGCUGGGGAUCACUGGCGGCCACUUGUCCUCCUCGACACCAUCCCCCAGCCCAGGAAAGGGCCCCCCACCAGCUGUGGCCCCUCGACCCAAGGCCCAACUGCGGUUCGAGACCUCCAGCUCCAUCAAGGAGAAGCAGGGGCCCCUCCAGGAGCUGUUUGGCCAGACACCACCAACUACCCAGGCACCCCCACCUCCACCAGCACCCCCACCACCUCUGGCCGGGGACCUGGGGACCCCUUCAGCUGAGCUUUGCCGGAUGGAGCCCAUGGGGGACCAGGGGAUCUGCACCCAGCUGCUUGUGCCCUCGGCCAGCGUGUGCUUCUCCUACACCAGUGUGCCCUGGAGGCUGUUCCUGCGCAAGGAGGUUUUCUACCCCCGGGAGAACUUCAGCCAUCCCUACAGCCUCAGGCUCCUCUGUGAGCAGAUCCUGAGGGACACCUUUGCCGAGUCCUGCAUCCGGAUCUCCCAGGACGAGCGGCACAAAAUGAAAGACCUGCUGGGAGACUUGGAGGUGGGCCUGGACUCGCUUGUCACCACUGAGGACAGCGUCAAGAAGCGCAUCGUGAUGGCGGCCAGGGACAACUGGGCCAAUUACUUCUCCCGCAUCUUCCCCGUCUCGGGCGAGAGUGGCAGCGAUGUGCAGCUGCUGGGUGUGUCCCACCGUGGGCUGAGACUGCUCAAGGUGACCCGGAGCCCCAGCUUCCACCCCAAUCAGCUGAAGAUUCUCUGCUCAUAUAGUUUUGCUGAGGUGCUGGGCUUGGAGUGCCGGGGCAGCUCCACUCUGGAGCUGUCACUUAAGAAUGAGCAGCUGGUGCUGCACACAGCCCGGGCGAGUGCCAUCAAGGCCAUGGUUGAGCUGUUCCUGAGUGAGCUCAAGAAGGACUCCGGCUACGUUGUCGCCCUGCGAAGCUACAUCACUGAUGACGGGAGCCUCCUCAGCUUCCACCGUGGGGACCUCAUCAAGCUGGUGCCAAUGGCCUCUCUGGAGCCAGGCUGGCAGUUCGGCUCCACCGGGGGCCGUUCCGGACUCUUUCCUGCCAACAUGGUGCAGCCUGCUGCUGCUCCAGACUUUUCCUUCUCGCCGGAGCCGAGGACGGGCCAGCACAAGAGUCGGCCGCAGCGCAGAGAGCCCGGGCUGGCUCAGUGUGACAGCACGUUGGAGGGUCCUGUCCACUCCUGGAGCCAGACACACAGUGACUCAGAGAUCUCCAGCCUGCCCUUCUCUAUGGCCUCUGUCUCCCACAACUACACCAUGCAGGAGUUUGCCCUGCAAUACUUCCGGAAGCCCCAGACCUUGCUGGACCAGACAGAGGGAGGUGCUACAGAAAAGGCCAUGGCCAGCCUGGUGCAGUACACCAAGGCUCCCAUCCAGGAAUCGCUCAUCAGCCUCAGUGAUGAGGACAUGAACAGGCAGGCUGUGGAAAGCUUCCGGACUCUGAUGCAGUUUAUGGGGGACCAGGCUAAGCCCCGGGACAAGGACGACAUGGCUCUCCUCUACGAGCUGCUGAAGCUGUGCCGAGAGGAGAACCUCAGGGACGAGAUUUACUGCCAGGUCAUCAAGCAGGUCACGGGACACCCCCAGCCGGAACUCUGUGCCCGAGGCUGGAAGUUCCUCAGCCUCCUCACUGGCUUCUUCAUCCCGUCGAUCACGCUGAUGCCCUACCUGACCAAGUUUCUGCAGGAUUCAGGCCAGAGUCAAGAGCUGGCCCGGAGCAGCCAGGAGCAUCUCCAGCGCUCGGUCAAAUAUGGAGGGCGCCGGCGGCUGCCCUAUCCGGGUGAAAUGAAGGCUUUCCUGAAAGGAAAAAUGGCCUACCUGCUUCUAAUUCAUCUGCCCGGGGACGUGCAUUACAAGACCAAAAUCCACACUUUCACGGUGGCCGCAGAAGUGCUGGAGGAGCUAUGCGAGAAGAUGGGGAUCAUGGACCCCGAGGAAGUGCAGGAAUUCGCCCUCUUCCUUGUCAAAGGCGAAGGCAAGCCGGUGCGGCCCCUGCGGCCCCACGAGUAUAUCAACAGCGUGGUGGACGAGGACAUGAGCCUGCACAGCCGGCGGCUCAGCUGGGAGACCCGGCUGCAUUUUGACAACCUCGCCUACAUCAACACCCACUACAGCCAGGUGCAGCGGGACUACCUGGAAGGGAAGCUGUUGGUCAGCGCCCAGGCAGAUGCCCAAGUUGCCAGGCUAGCUGCCCUCCAGCUCCUCAGCGGGGCCCACAAGGACCCCCCUUCAGAGCAAGACCUGCUGGCUUACUUGCCGAAUCCACUGCAAUGGCAGGGGAGCAUGGCCACCAUAAAGAGCCUGACAGGCCAGGAGCUGAGGCAGCUGCAAGGGUGCAGCUCCCAGGAAGCACAGAUCAGCUUUAUCGAGGCCGUGAGCCAGCUGCCUCUCUUUGGCUACACUGUCUACGUGGUGCUUCGAGUGAGCCAGCUGGCCCUGCCCGGCCCCAGCUUCCUGGGGCUGAACCGUCAGCACCUCAUUCUCAUGGACCCCGGCUCCCAGACACUGUUCUGCACUAUCGCCCUGAGCGACCUACAUCGGCUCCACCUGCUGAGCCCCCGGGAGGCAGGAGGGCCCCCUGGCCUGGAGCUCAGCUAUGGCUCAGCUGACAGCCCACGGACUAUCUGGCUUGAGCUGCCACAGGCCCAGGAGCUGCGGCACACCAUCACCUUCCUGCUGGACAGCAGCAACGCUCCCGCUUAGUGGCUAGCCACGCCCGAGAAGAGGAGUGGAGGGGCGGGGAGGAGGAAGAGGCCCCGCCCCGGCUCAAGUCUCCGGUGGACAGUCUCCCUUGGAGGCCGUCAGUUCUCUUUGGUUUGGACUUCAUGGCUUGGCUUUUUGGGGACCUGCCGCAGCACAGUCUGGCUGGCCCAGGGGGAGGCCAUGAGGCAGCGGCUGCUACAGUGACAUCAGCUUGGAAGGGGAACAGCGAGACUUGUUCUGGGGGGUGGGUUUGGGGGAGCUGCAGGAACGUGGCGUGGGCCUCUGGUGUUGCC
Molecule: messenger RNA, 8897 nt
Organism: Pteropus alecto (black flying fox)
Lineage: Eukaryota; Metazoa; Chordata; Mammalia; Chiroptera; Pteropodidae
Gene: MYO15B
Product: myosin XVB
Exons: 64
Cellular component (GO): myosin complex; cytoskeleton
Molecular function (GO): ATP binding; cytoskeletal motor activity; protein binding
Source: RefSeq, a predicted model, not a curated record